CACUGGGUCGGGCUGGGAGCACUGGGUCAGACUGGGAGUGCUGGGCUGGGAGCACUGGGUCGGGCUGGGAGCACUGGGUCAGACUGGGAGCACUGGGCUGGACUGGGAGUCCUGGACUGGGAGCACUGGGUCAGAGUGGGAACAGUGGGCUGGACUGGGGUUGCUGGGCUGGGGGCGCUAGGUCAGACUGGGGGUGCUAGGCUGAACUGGGAGUACUGGGCCAGACUGGGAGUACUGGGCUGGGGGCACUGGGCUGUACUGGGAGCGCUGAACACGUGCAAGGUGACAUCGUUCAGGCGCUGCGAUCCAGGCCCUCGGCGCAGCCCGUUGCCGUAAACCUGCCGGAGGACAAAGUUCCCCCUCCGCCCCGGGUGCCAACCGUCCCCCCCCCCGGCCGCCAUCCCGCCGCCCCGUCCCGCACCCGCUCCCGCCCCGGCUGAGACCUGCCGAACUCACCGCAUCCCAGGCGCCGCGUUGGGGCGGCUCCGCGGGGACGCCCGGAUGCUCCUUCCCACCCCAUCCCCGCCACCGGCGGCGCCUCCCCGGCCACCCCGGCUGCCACCCCGGCGGCCAUGCGGCCCCCGGCCACCACCCGGCGGGUUUGGUGCCUGGUGCUGCUGGCGCUGGCGGGGGACGCGGCGCGGCCGCCGUGCCACAUCGACGCCGGCAACGGGACGGGGCUGUGCAAGGGGCAGGGCCUGGCGCAGGUGCCCAGCGGCCUCCCCGGCGGCCUGCGCAGCCUCGACCUCUCCUACAACAAGCUCCGGGAGAUCACGGCGGGCGACUUCGCCGGCAUGACCCAGCUACGGCGCUUGGAUUUGGGCUACAACAACAUCUCCCGCAUCGCGCCGGACGCUUUCCUCUCCAACCUCCUCUUGGAGCACCUCCAGCUCUUCAACAACUCCCUCCGCCACAUCCCAGCGCCGGCGUUGCGACCCUUGGUCAACCUCCGUUGGUUGGACAUGUCCAACAACCUCUACCGCAGCGCGGCCUUGGACGGCGCCUUCGGCAGGCUGCGGCAGCUGCGGGAGCUGUCGCUGGGGGGGCCGCUGCUGCGGGACAUCUCCUGGGGGGACUUCGCCGUCUUGAAGGACACGGCGCUGCAGAAGUUCGCCAUCAAAUCGGCCUCCAGCCUGCGCUGGUACGAAGCCGGGGCUUUCUCGUGGUUGAACACCACAGAGCUGUGGUGUGACGUGGCCUUGGACGAGAACGCGACGGCUCUGCCGGUGAUGCUGCGGGACCUGCGGGACAAACCUCUCGACUACCUGCGCUUCCGUAACCUCUUCGAGUUCACCUACUACACUGGCAACGCCGAUCCCUUCGUCGGCUUGGCCGAGUUGCGGAUCACCAAGUUGGUCUUCUACCGGGGCAAGUUCAACGAGAACCUCCUCCGCUUUGCCCUGCUCAACGUCCAACGCUCCAGCGUCCGUGACUUGGCGCUGGUGGCCAUCGACUUUGCCCGCUCGCCGCGGUGGAACAGCUCCGGUGUGGGGGCGGCCACCCCGCGCCUCGACCGCCUCUUGCUGCAGGACAUCAGCAACCCCGACAUCCUGCGUUUCGACUGGACCUUCACCUGGUUGAGCGGCGUGGCCGCCCUCUCCAUCAUCAACGUCAACUUCAACUACGUCCCCUGUGACGUUUGGAGUGAGUUGCGUAACGUGGAGGCCUUGGACAUCUCCAGCAACCGUCUGGAAGAUGGUUAUAUCUACAACCAGCGUUGCCACUACCAGGGCGUCAUGCCCAAGCUGGAGAGCUUCAUCUUGGCCACCAACCAGCUCCUGAGCCUGGCUGUGGUGGCCGCCUUGACGCGGACCUGGCCACGGCUCACCCGCCUCGACGCCAGCCACAACGCCUUGGGCAGCCUGCAGGAGACGUGCCAAUGGAGUCACACCUUGCGUUGGCUGGCCCUCCACCACAACCGUGUGACGGUGAGCACCUUCGGGUGCCUGCCCACCACCCUGGAGUACCUGGACCUCUCCUACUCCCAACUCGACCGCUUGGACAUGGGCUACUUCACCCGAAGCCCCCGGCUCCAGGAGCUGCGGUUGAGUGGCAACAAGAUCAAGUUCAUCCCCUCCGAGUGGAGAUGCCCCCGUUUGGAGGUGCUGGCCAUCGAUGGCAACUCCUUUGGCGUCAUCAACCGCGGCUCCUUCGUCAACAUGCCGCGGCUCGUUAGCCUGGCGGCCGGCAACAACCCCUACCACUGCACCUGCGACCUCUACCUCUUCCUGGAGGAGACACGGCAACGGGGACGCCCCACCUUGGCCGACUGGCCCCACAACUGGACCUGCUACCACCCCGAGCCGCUGCUGGAUACAGCCGUGGCCUCCUACACCCCACGUCCCUUGGAAUGCAACGUGCCGGCUCUGGUGGCCGUGGCGGUGGCCAGCACGGCAGUGGUGGUGGCGGCGUGCGCCGUGCUCUGCUGGAAGCUGGACGCUGGUUGGUACCUCCGCGCCACGUACCGGUUGGUGCGCUCCAAGUACGGCAGGCGGCGGGUGGGCACCACGCGGCGAUGCUCCUACCACGCCUUCAUCUCCUACAGCUGCGCCGACGCCGGCUGGGUUCGCCGGGAGCUUCUGCAGCGGUUGGAGAGCACCAGGCCACCUUACCGGCUCUGCAUCCACGAGCGGGACUUCACGCCGGGCCGUUGGAUCAUCGACAACAUCGUGGAGAACAUCGAGAGGAGCGCCAAGGUCAUCUUCGUCCUCUCCCGCAGCUUCGUCGACAGCGAGUGGUGCAACUACGAGCUCUACUUCGCCCACCAGCGCGCCGUGGGGCUGGGCAGCGAGGACGUCAUCCUGGUGGUGAAGGAACCCAUCGACGCUCGGGGUUUGCCCCGGCGUUUCGCCCGGCUCCGGAAGAUGUUGGGUAGCAAAACCUACCUGGAGUGGCCCCAUGAGCCCGGGAGACGCCCUUUCUUCUGGCUCCAGCUCCGAAGCCUCUUGGGCAGCCCCGGGGGGCUCGGUCCCGUCACCGGCGAGGAGGAGACAGCCGUGGAUGCCACCACGUAGCGGUGGCCUCUGUUGUCCCAUGUCCUUCAGCAGCUGGAAGGUGGUCUUGGGGUGCCGCUGUGUGCCAAGCAUCCCCCCUGCCUCAGCGGAGGAGUUGGGGGGUGUGUGGGGGGGAAGGUCCUCGCCAAAGUCACUCCAUCUUCUCGCUCUCCUCCAAGAGCCAGGGGAUGGGGACGGUGUCCAGGAGGUGGCAGUGUCACCCAGAGAGAGGACGUGGCGACCCUAAAUCCACCCUAAAUCCAGCGAGAGACGGCGGGGACAAGCGGUGACCCCCAAACCCCCCCCCACCCCGGCCCUACACCCCCAGCCUUACGUCGAGGUCCCUGGGGAGAAGAGCCGGGUGUCCCGGCCACCUCCGGGGGGUUCAACCCUGCUCCAGGGGGGGGACACCAAGGGACGCGCUUCCCACCCCGGGGACGCCCUUCCCACCCCGUGCGGGGUCCGGUUUGUCGGGAAAAAAGGAGAAAAUCCCCAUCAGCAGCACCCCGAGCCCCCACCCCCCCCCCACCCCAACCCAGA
Molecule: messenger RNA, 3533 nt
Organism: Chroicocephalus ridibundus (black-headed gull)
Lineage: Eukaryota; Metazoa; Chordata; Aves; Charadriiformes; Laridae
Product: toll-like receptor 2
Exons: 2
Coding region: 573-3014 (813 amino acids)
Biological process (GO): inflammatory response; toll-like receptor signaling pathway; immune response
Cellular component (GO): plasma membrane
Molecular function (GO): protein binding; transmembrane signaling receptor activity
Source: RefSeq, a predicted model, not a curated record